AUGGCUUCCCGCAUCAGUCUCGGAGAUCAGCUUCCAACUCCGACCAUGUUAAUUGGAUUAACUACGGUAAACCCAUGGUCGACUGAUACCUCAGACCCUCCGAGUCCCAACUCGAAUGGCGAUUACCUGCCAUGGAAUCACGAUACAUCGCUUGGAAAUAGCAUGGGCUGUGCAACACUGCGCGAGGAUCAUAUCAAUGUGACUUCCGAGAAGCUCCCGGAUAUUCGUCUACAGCCUAUCUAUGUUCAAUCACAAGAACCAGCGUGA
Messenger RNA from Penicillium manginii, 267 nucleotides. RefSeq lists its product as uncharacterized. The record is from RefSeq and is a predicted model, not a curated record. The coding region runs from base 1 to 267 and encodes 88 amino acids. The transcript has a single exon. NCBI's taxonomy places the organism in Eukaryota, Fungi, Ascomycota, Eurotiomycetes, Eurotiales, Aspergillaceae.